AUCUUAAAAAAAUAACUGAAGAGGACUGGAACAAUUAUAAAGAAAAACUAGAAAAAGAAUUAAAGAAGCUCUUUGAAAAUAAAGAAAAAGGUAGAGAACAACAACAACUACCUAGCAUAACAAAUUUACAAAAAAAUAUAGAUUUCAAUAAUACCUGGGAAAAAAUACAAAAAGUAAUUCAAAAAGUGGCAAAAAGUAAACUAUCUAAAAAAGAAAAAAUGCCUGAACUUCAAGACCACCAAAUGGAAAAUGAGGAGUUGAAGGAUUUGAGGAAAGAUAUAAGUGUAAUGGGAAAAUGGUAUCGUAAGCUCAAAAAACCCUCAUAUUUCGAAAAUACAACAAACUCAUAUGAAAAGCAGGAGAGCAAAGAAGCAAAAGAAUAG
This is a messenger RNA of Dentiscutata heterogama, 383 nucleotides long. The record is from the annotation of a GenBank genome assembly. NCBI's taxonomy places the organism in Eukaryota, Fungi, Glomeromycota, Glomeromycetes, Diversisporales, Gigasporaceae.